UCGUCAGCACUUGGCGGCCAUCUUGUUUUAAAGUUCAACUUGUUUAUUGUUUUCUAGUUUAAAGGGAAUAAUCUAUGGAGGAACCAUCAUUUGUAGCAGCCGGAAUAUGGCUUGGCUUGGCUGCUCUUGUUUUUAUUGUUUUAUUCAUCACGUCGUUUUUUGUGAAGCCUUCCGAUAAAAAAAAGAAAGAUAAGCCACCUGCAGCAGCAGGCAAUGAUAGAAAUGAGAGAGCACCUGGACAACGGAGACGACGUGGAGCAGACAUGAUGAGGAGACGAAUGCAAGAACAGGAAGAAAGUGAAGAAGAAGAGGAUGAUAACUACGGUUUGCCUUUUGAUCCGAAUGAACAAACUGGAAAAAUUGGAACAAAAAAGAUGAAAAAACUCGAAAUGAAAGCUGAGAAGAAAGCUUUGAGACAGGAAAUGGAGAUGGAACGAGAGGACAAAAAACAACGGCAGAAAAUGUUAGAAGAAGAAGCAAAACGUCAGGAGAAAAUACGCAAGAAACAGAAAGAAAAAGAGGAAGAGGAAGAGAAGAAACGUAAGGAGGAACAAGAAAGAUUAGAGCAUGAAGAAUAUUUAAAACUGAAAGAAAGUUUUUCUGUGGAGGGAGAAGGAAGUGGGGAAAAGGAGUUGGAAGAGGAGUCUCAAUCCUUGCUACAAGAAUUUAUUGACUACAUCAAGAACACCAAGGUAGUUCUUCUGGAGGAUCUUGCAGCUCAUUUUAAUUUACGCACACAAGAUGCCAUUAACAGAGUUCAAGUCCUUCAGGAAGUUGGUAGACUAACAGGUGUUGUGGAUGACAGAGGGAAGUUCAUUUAUAUUUCACAAGAAGAACUUGAAGCUGUAGCAAAGUUUAUCAAACAACGAGGAAGAGUUUCAAUAAGUGACAUAUCUGAUUCUAGUAACACUCUUAUCAAUCUUGAGGCAGCUCUUCAAACAAGAGAUGUGAAUAUAGAGACUCCUGCCUAACUUUAAGUUAAUCUUAGUACGUUACAGAUGUUUGAAUAAAAUAUAUGAAAGACAAUAAACGGCAAGGCUAGCAGAAAGUUAUUCUCAUUAUGGCACAUGGUCUAAAAGGACAUACUUACCUGUAAUUGAAUGCCAUUGAAAAAGUGGUAAAUUAGCGCAAUUAUGAGAUCAG
Molecule: messenger RNA, 1143 nt
Organism: Dendronephthya gigantea
Lineage: Eukaryota; Metazoa; Cnidaria; Anthozoa; Malacalcyonacea; Nephtheidae
Product: DDRGK domain-containing protein 1-like
Exons: 8
Coding region: 75-971 (298 amino acids)
Source: RefSeq, a predicted model, not a curated record